AUGUCUGUCCGCCACAGACCGAACUCUUCCUCGAUGUCCGCUCGCAAUGCGACACGAUUCGGAGCCGUUGAGAGCCGGCGGACAAUGUUCAUCCAGACCGAAAACACCCCCAACCCCGACGCCCUCAAGUUCAACCCCAACACCAAUGUCCUACCUGAGGGCUUUCCCUCGGCCUUCCUCGAGUACAUGAACCCGCGCUCUACCCUCGCGCCGCCGCACCCAUCGCCACUAGCCGCUAAGCUGUUCAACGUCGACGGCAUCACCUCCGUCUUCUUUGGCUCCAACUACAUCACCGUUUCCAAAGACAGCUCCGUGCCAUGGGCGCACAUCAAGCCUGAGGUGUUCAGUUUGAUCAGCGAGUACGUCGCUUCUGGUCAACCUAUGGUGAACGUUGCGCAGGGCAGUGCAGCUGGCGAGGGCCAGGAGAGCGAAGAGGAUAGCCUCGCGUACAACGAGGAUGACGAUGAAGUAGUCGGUAUGAUUAAAGAGCUGCUGGAGACGAGGAUCAGGCCGGCAAUUCAAGAGGAUGGUGGCGACAUCGAAUUCAGGGGUUUCCAGGACGGGAUUGUCAUGCUGAAGCUAAGGGAAGUCACAGGUGUCGAGCAAGUCCUGGACGAGGAGGAGGAAGUUGCACUGAAGGAGUUUGCGAAGUUCGAGGAGAAGCUGCGUCAACAGAAGGGUCCGGAAGCUACUGCGUCGACUAUCGGCAAGGGAAGUUUGGAUACUGUCGAGUAA
Molecule: messenger RNA, 735 nt
Organism: Lasiodiplodia theobromae
Lineage: Eukaryota; Fungi; Ascomycota; Dothideomycetes; Botryosphaeriales; Botryosphaeriaceae
Product: Hira-interacting protein 5
Exons: 3
Coding region: 1-735 (244 amino acids)
Biological process (GO): iron-sulfur cluster assembly
Cellular component (GO): mitochondrion
Molecular function (GO): iron-sulfur cluster binding; iron ion binding
Source: RefSeq, a predicted model, not a curated record